Molecule: messenger RNA, 1199 nt
Organism: Impatiens glandulifera
Lineage: Eukaryota; Viridiplantae; Streptophyta; Magnoliopsida; Ericales; Balsaminaceae
Product: probable indole-3-pyruvate monooxygenase YUCCA4
Exons: 4
Coding region: 1-1197 (398 amino acids)
Biological process (GO): auxin biosynthetic process
Molecular function (GO): monooxygenase activity; flavin adenine dinucleotide binding
Source: RefSeq, a predicted model, not a curated record
AUGAGUUCUUACAAAGAACAAGAUGAAGAAAUCAAAAGAAACAUUCAAUGGGUUCAAGGUCCAAUCAUCAUAGGAGCUGGACCAUCCGGUCUAGCCGUUUCCGCUUGUCUCAAAAGAAACGGAAUCCCUUCUCUAAUCCUCGAAAGAGAUGAUUGUUUAGCUUCUCUUUGGAAGAAAAAAACCUACGACCGUCUCAAACUUCAUCUUCCCAAACAGUUCUGUCAACUUCCAUUCCUUAAUUUCCCCAAAUCUUUCCCUAAAUACCCAACUAAGAAACAGUUUGUUUCCUAUAUGGAAUCCUAUGCAACCCAUUUCUCAGUUUCCCCCAAAUUCAACCAGGAAGUUCUAAAUGCUGAAUUUGAUUCAAGCUCGAGUCUUUGGAGGGUAACUACCCAAGAUUCUGAGUAUGUUUCCCGUUGGUUGGUUGUCGCCGCCGGCGAGAAUGCUGAGCCGGCGGUGCCGGAUAUUCAAGGGAUUGAUACUUUUGAAGGGAAUGUUGUUCAUACAAGUGGGUAUCGUUCUGGUUCUGAUUAUAAGGGGGAAAAUGUUUUAAUAGUUGGUUGUGGAAAUUCAGGAAUGGAAGUUAGCUUGGAUCUUUGUAGGCAUAAUGCAUUUCCUCAUAUGGUUGUUAGAAACACUGUGCAUGUAUUGCCCCGGGAGAUGUUUGGUUUCUCGACAUUUGGAAUAGCAAUGAAACUUCUUAAAUGGUUACCUAUUAGAACAGUUGAUAAGUUCCUUCUUUUAAUGGCGAACUCUGUUUUAGGAAAUACAGAGAGAUUAGGUCUCCGACGACCUAAAACUGGUCCUCUUGAGCUCAAGAAUGCCACCGGAAAGACACCGGUUCUUGAUGUCGGAGCUCUGUCUCAAAUCAAAUCCGGAAAAAUUAAGGUUAUGGAAGGAGUGAAAGAGAUAACAAGAAAAGGGGCAAAGUUUAUAGAUGGAAAUGAAAGAGAGUUUGAUUCAAUCAUCUUUGCUACCGGUUACAAGAGCAAUGUCCUUUGUUGGCUCAAGGGAAGUGAUUUCUUUACAAAAGAAGGAAAGACGAAGAUGGAUUUCCCUAAUAGUUGGAAAGGGGAGAAGAGAUUGUAUUGUGUCGGAUUCACGGGAAGAGGGCUUCUUGGAACUUCAAUGGAUUCGAUUAAAAUCGCUGCAGAUAUUGAAGAACAAUGGAAAUCGAUAAAGAAUGCUCAAAGAUAGUU